AUGGUGACUGGAGAGUGCACAUUUGAGAUCAAGACACUUUAUCCUAAGUGUACCUGCCCCUUAACAUAUAAAAAUGGGCAAGUUACAUCAGCCUAUGUGGCAAAGAGGUAUUUGGAGGAUUUUGGUAAGAAUCCUAAUUGGGAGGUCUUAGGUGUUAAGCACCAUGUGAUGCAGAAAAUUUCAUUUGAUUUAAAUCUUAGUCAGGUGUAUAAAUCAAGGAAGGCAGCUAGGGGGCUGAUUACUGGGAAUGAAAAGGCUCAGUAUGGCUUACUUAGAGAUUAUGUAGAAAUGAUAUUAAGGACAGAUGUAGGAAGUAGGGUGAUUUUGCAAAUAGAGAUGGAAAAUGAGAAUGCAGAGCCCAAGUUUAAAAGGAUGUACAUUAUGAACAAUGCUCAGAAGGUUAGCUUUCUAGGUGGUUGUAGACCCUUUGUUGGGUUGGAUGGAUGCUACUUGAAGGGUAGGUUUGGUGGGCAAUUAUUGUCUGCCACUGCCAAGGAUGAACAUGACAAUAUAUUCCCAGUGGCAAUGGCUGUGGUUGAGCACGAGAAUAAGGAUAGCUGGAUCUGGUUCUUGGAGCAGUUUGCAGAUGACAUUGGCAGGCCAGAGGAGCUCAAUCUGGUAUUCAUCAGUGACAGGCAGAAGGGCCUUCUACCUGUAAUGGAGACUCUAUUCCCAACUGUGGAGCAUAGGUAUUGUGUGAAGCACGUAUACAACAACUUCAAGGUUAACUACAAGGGCAUGGAGUUGAAGAGUGUACUGUGGAGGUGUGCUGGCACAACAUCAGCCAGGGAAUUUGAGAGGGGGAUGGACCAUCUUAAGAGUUUGGAUGAAGAAGCUUGGAAGUACCUGACUGAUAUAGAGCCUGCACAGUGGACUAGAUCCCACUUUUGUUCAAGAGCUUUGAUAGAUUGUAUGGUAAACAAUCUGAGUGAGAGUUUUAAUUCUAUGAUUGUGAAGGCUAGAGACAAGCCCAUCUUAUCAAUGCAGGAGUGGAUCAGAGUUAGGCUUAUGAGCAGGCUGUAUAUAAAGAAGACUGACAUAGAAAAGUUUGGUGGUAAGUUGUGUCCAAGCAUACAAAAAAAGUUGGAGCAGUUAAAAUUAGAGUGUAAGGGUUUCUGUGCAAUGCCUUCUGGGAGGUUUGUGUAUAAGGUUGACAAUGAGAGGGAAAGACAUGUGGUAAAUAGGACAUGUAGUUGUAGAGUAUGGGACUUGACAGGAAUCCCCUACAAGCGUGGAGUUGUAGCCAUUUUUAUGAAUCGUGAGAAACCAGAAGACUACACCCAUCCAUGCUACUACAAGGAUGCUUAUAUGGAGACAUACAAGACACCCAUACCUCCUAUGCCUGGCCAGUCUGAGUGGAUAUCAAAUGGUCAACCCAAGCUUGUUGCACCUAUUAUCUAUAGGCCACCAGGGAAGUGGAAGGCCUUCUACACACAGAUAAGGAUCCCAGGCCCCAUCUUCAUCACAGACCCAAUCCUCAGCUUAGCUCUUACCAAUACAUCAGCCUUACACUAUGGCCUCAUCCUCAUCCAACCAGGCAGUAGGGUCAUAGCCACAAGCUCCAGCUCCAUAGCCACAAGCUCCAUGGUCAGGGCCACCAGCUCCAUGGUCAUAGAACCCAAGUCAGUGGUAUUUUUCAGACUUCAGCCUACAAGAGCACCUGCUACCAGAGGAGCUGCUUUGAGAGGAAAGGGUGAUGCAGCUAAGGCUCAGAAAUGUAGAACAAGAGGUGGAAAGGCUAGCUAUGGUGGGAGAGGCAGGGGCAGGGGCAGUAAAUGA
Quercus lobata is the source of this 1779-nucleotide messenger RNA. RefSeq lists its product as uncharacterized. Lineage: Eukaryota; Viridiplantae; Streptophyta; Magnoliopsida; Fagales; Fagaceae. The coding region runs from base 1 to 1779 and encodes 592 amino acids. Gene Ontology annotation, molecular function: zinc ion binding. The transcript has 4 exons. The record is from RefSeq and is a predicted model, not a curated record.